Molecule: messenger RNA, 759 nt
Organism: Ilex paraguariensis (yerba mate)
Lineage: Eukaryota; Viridiplantae; Streptophyta; Magnoliopsida; Aquifoliales; Aquifoliaceae
Source: the annotation of a GenBank genome assembly
AUGGAUUCCCUCCCAACUAAAAGUGAUGUCAUUGGUCAUAUUGGUGGUCAACCCACUAGUAAAGUGGUUGACGUACUUGGAACACAAGAAAAAAUUGUUGUGAUGGAUUCAAAAAUUAUCCAAAGUGGUAAUGUUGCCGAAAGUGAUGGUCAAUACUCCAAUUUGCCUCUUUAUAAUCUCAAAAGAAGUAGCAGACAAUCCAGAAUUGACAGUUCCGUCUUCGACAUCACCGUCAAAUGGCAAUUAGAUUUGGGCUUGAUGUUGCAAGUCGCAUGUCGAAUUACUUGGGAUUUCAGAAGAGGAAUUAAUGAGGACUCUGGUUGGGGUAACAAGCUAAUGUUGUUUCCUGAGGAUAAGAACAUGACUAUUCUAACAAUUGAAUCAAGCCCUUGGAACAGCAACGAUUUCGCAAUACCAUAUCCAACUUAUUUUCAUCCUUCAAGUGACAAUGAGGCUCAAUUCAAGUCUGUAUCUAUAGUGAUUAUGGCACCAUUUUUCUCCCUCACCACCCCAAUGGAAAUUGUGAUCGGUAUUGGAAUAUCAAGUGUUUACACUGAAAAUAGUUCAACCACUCUAAUUGUUGAAGGUUUAUUCAAUUCUGUUUCGGCUGGGAUCUUGAUUUACAUGGCACUUGUUGACCUACUAGCAGUAGAUUUUAUGAACCCAAGAAUGCAAAGCAAUGGAAAGCUUCUACUAGGGGCAAAUAUUUCACUUCUUUUAGGAAUAGGUUGUGUGUCUGUUUUGGCCAAAUGGGCUUGA